This is a messenger RNA of Camelina sativa (false flax), 756 nucleotides long. RefSeq lists its product as uncharacterized. The record is from RefSeq and is a predicted model, not a curated record. Gene Ontology annotation, molecular function: nucleic acid binding. Lineage: Eukaryota; Viridiplantae; Streptophyta; Magnoliopsida; Brassicales; Brassicaceae. Gene Ontology annotation, biological process: DNA integration.
AUGGAUGUAACUGCCUAUUACACUGAGUUGGAAACUCUCUGGGAGGAGCACAAGAACUAUAUUGGGCUGCCUGUUUGCACUUGUGGCAAGUGUGAAAGUAGUGCUGCUUUGUUGUGGGAGAAAUUGCAACAGAGGAGCCGUGUAACUAAAUUUUUGAUGGGUUUGAAUGACUCAUAUGAAGCCACUCGAAGCCAGAUCUUAAUGAUCAAGCCUAUGCCAUCAAUCGAGCAUGCUUUCCACAUGGUGACUCAAGAUGAGUGGCAAAAGAUCAUUACUAAGCCUACUCAAACUGAUGGUGUUGUUUUUCAAACUUUUGGUCUUCCUACUAUAGUUGUAUAUGAUGUUCCUACCUAUGAAGGUCCUAUAGAUAAUGUGGCUUAUGCUGUUCAGAAUACAUAUCGCCCAAGGAAAUCUCGUCCUCUUUGUACUCAUUGUGGGAUGUCAGGACAUGUUGUUCAGAAGUGCUUCAAGUUACAUGGAUAUCCUCCUGAUUAUAUUCCUGGUUUCAAGAGUAUUUCUUCUGGCUAUCACUCUCAACGUAUGGCUAAUCCACAGAAUGUUCAACAAAAAGGUCAAUCUCAGUCUAUCACUUCACAGUAUCAUCUGAGGGCUCAUACAGUUGCGAACAUCACAUCUUCUUCGUCAUAUGUCCCUCCACCUGCUUUGAAUGCAAUUAACUUGGAUGUUAGCAAGAUGACCUCUGAUCCAACAACUCUCGACGUACAUGCAACUUCUAGAAAACUAGGCUCCUUCUAA